AUGGCGUCCCUAUCUCCUCGACUCUUCACCCGCUGCCUUCGCGUGCGCCAACCCCACCCAUGGCUCCUCUCUGCACAGCGUUACGCCUCAACCAAACACCCGUCCAACUUCACACCACCCUCACAAUCCGACCUCGACGAACUCCGCGAAUCCGUCCGCGACUUUACACGAAGAGAGAUAUCAGGAGAUCUCGCCGCUCGGACAGAUAAAGAGAAUGAGUUCCCCAACGACAUGUGGAGGAAGUUUGGCGAGGCAGGCUUCUUGGGCAUAACGGCGGACGAGGAGUUUGGUGGCUUAGCCAUGGGGUAUCAAGCGCAUUGUGUCGUCAUGGAGGAAAUUAGUCGGGCGAGUGGAAGCAUAGGCUUGUCAUACGCAGCGCACUCGCAGCUCUGUGUAAAUCAAUUAAUGCUAAACGGCUCGCCGGAGCAGAAGAAGAAAUACCUCCCCGGCCUCAUCAGUGGCGAGCAAAUUGGCGCGCUGGCCAUGAGCGAACACUCUGCUGGUUCAGAUGUUGUUAGCAUGAAGGCGACAGCUAAGGAAGUAGACGGCGGAUACUUGCUCAAUGGCACCAAGAUGUGGAUCACAAACGGACCGGACGCCCACACAAUCGUCGUCUACGCGAAAACCCAGCCCGAUGCUUCAUCGAAAGGCAUAACAGCGUUCAUCGUCGAAACAACCGCCAAAGGCUUCAGUGUCGCCAACAAGUUAGACAAGUUUGGGAUGCGCGGCUCCAACACUGGCGAGCUUGUCUUUGAGGAUGUAUUUGUGCCUAAAGAAAAUAUCUUGGGCGAAGUGAACCGCGGCGUGCGCGUGCUCAUGGAAGGCUUAGACUUGGAGCGGUUGGUGUUAAGCGCUGGACCCUUGGGCCUUAUGCAGGCAAGUCUUGACACUGUCUUGCCGUAUACGCACCAAAGAAAACAGUUCGGUAUACCCAUAGCACAUAACCAGCUCGUCCAAGGCAAACUCGCAGACAUGUACACCAAAUUCCGCGCCUCCCAAUCCUUCACCUACACCGUAGCCCGAGCGGUCGACGAAUCUCACGCCUCCCCCGAUAUCAGAACACAAGACUGCGCGGGCGCUAUUCUAUAUGCGGCAGAGAGAGCGAGCGAGGUAGCAGCUGAUGCGGUGCAGUUGAUGGGUGGCAUGGGAUACAUGAACGAAGUCCCUGUGGGCAGGAUAUUGAGAGACGCAAAGCUGUAUGAGAUCGGGGCUGGGACAAGUGAGGUCAGGCGGAUGGUCAUUGGAAGAGCGUUUAACAAGGAAUAUAAGCAAGAGAUAUGA
This is a messenger RNA of Cucurbitaria berberidis CBS 394.84, 1281 nucleotides long. RefSeq names its product acyl-CoA dehydrogenase NM domain-like protein. Bases 1 to 1281 code for a protein of 426 amino acids. Gene Ontology annotation, biological process: L-leucine catabolic process. The transcript is spliced from 2 exons. Gene Ontology annotation, molecular function: flavin adenine dinucleotide binding; 3-methylbutanoyl-CoA dehydrogenase activity. NCBI's taxonomy places the organism in Eukaryota, Fungi, Ascomycota, Dothideomycetes, Pleosporales, Cucurbitariaceae. The record is from RefSeq and is a predicted model, not a curated record.